UUCUCCAUCUCGCCGCAGUGUUGUUUCUAUCUCCUUUGCUCACAUUGGAUGUUAUUACGUGAAAUUCCAAGACGCGUUUUGGUAUUUAACUCGAUCGCUACCUGCGUUGACGUAAACAACAUUUUGCUCGCUUCCGUGAUUGUUAAUAACCGAUCCCCGUCGUUAGCAUUGGGGCUAUCGACUUACAUAAUGUUGUGUUAAUAAGCUGGCGAUGAGGCUAGCUUACUUAGCAGUAAAGUGUUUUUAGAAAUAAACACCGCAUUAUCUCUUAACAAGCGCGUCCAAGGCGGUCGUUCGACUGACAUGGUCUUCAGAAGAAUACACAUCAGCAUAGGCUAUGCUAGUUUCGGUGCCUUGGUUGGACUAUCGGCUUUUUUGGUGUGGAAUAUCGUCUAUCAUCAGCCAUGGACGGCGGCUAUGGGAGGCCUCUCAGGAGUGUUGGCUGUCUGGGCUUUGGUCACACACAUCAUGUACCUCCAGGACUACUGGCGCACAUGGCUCAAAGGCCUCAAGCUCUUUAUCUGCGUGGGUUUGCUCUUCAGUGUCCUGGCCGUGACCGCUUUCAUCACCUUCUUGACGCUGGCUAUCACGCAGAAGCAAUCUGUGACUGACCCAAGGAGUCUGUACCUGUCGUGCGUGUGGAGCUUCAUUACCCUCAAGUGGGCCUCCCUCCUUGUCAUGUACUCGUUUCGAUAUCGGCAGGAGUUUGCAGACAUCAGCAUCCUCAGCGAUUUUUAGUUGGAUGCGACAGACUUUGAGGGUUCUCUGGAUUGGGCCUUGAGGACAUUUUUGGAACGUAAGGAUUUUAGGUGAUAGUUGCCUUGGCUUUGACCACCAAGAGUUGCGCUCGUGUCAUUGUAUUAACAUAUGUUGAAACUAACACACUUCUUGUUUUCAAGUGCAUGUCUCAACCACAAGGCUAGUUUCUGUUACAUUUAAAAAAAAAAAAAUCACCAUCCUGACUGGUUUCAGAACAUGCUGCUCCAAUGAAAUUUGCUUGGCAACGUUGUUCUCAGAAAACCAUUAAUGGCUGUUUUCUGCUUGUAUUUUUCCAGAAACAGCAUUUGAAAACUGAUUGUCAGUAUAUCAGCCAAAAAAAACAAAGGGCACCGUAAGCAAUGUUUUUUUGAAAGUUAUUUGAUGUACUCCAACUUCUAAUGUGUUUGAUAGAGUCAUGACUCUGUAUUUACACUGUAUGGGUUGAAGUGACGCCAUUCUGAUCUUUAUUUGUUUUUUUGGGGGGCGGGGGGACUUGGCUGCCACAAUUAUAUUAUGAUACGUGUCACGGCAGUACAAAUUAAAAUCUUGGAAUCAAAAAUACAGAACGAGUUGGCGAAUAGUGAAAGUCCAUCUAUAACCGACACCCAUUGUAAUACAUUUGCGCAUUUAUUUUUUAAAACCUCCAAAUUCUUUAAAAACAGAAGCAAAUAUCAUUAAAAAUAUGCUACAUUGGAUGUAUGUUGAUCAUCAAACAAGGACACCAUUGCCAAAAGCCUAAACUAUGUAAGGUUUUAUCUUUGUAUUAUUUAUGUAUUAUUCUUCUGUGUUCACAUUUUAAACCACCCUACGUAUUGACGAAAGUCGUGCUAACUGGUAUUUUUGGACAAGUAAGCAAGCAAGCAUUAACUGUUGGUGUGCCUGUGUGUAGUGUUGCUUUACACAAUGACCCUGUCAGCUUCUUGUAUUGGCAUGCAUACGUACAUUUUGUUGGUCUGUGUGAACAAAAUCUUGCUAUACUCUAUGCUAAUAGGCGAGCAAUCUGUGCUUUAUUUUUACAGUAUGACAAAGCAAAGGCCAGGCACAUAUUGAGUAGCGUCUCACCUAAAGGCCAAGUCAGAUAUGUCGUAUAAAGUCUUUGCAAGAAUCCAUCUGUUUUAAGCUUCAAAUA
Molecule: messenger RNA, 1888 nt
Organism: Syngnathus typhle (broad-nosed pipefish)
Lineage: Eukaryota; Metazoa; Chordata; Actinopteri; Syngnathiformes; Syngnathidae
Gene: slc48a1a
Product: solute carrier family 48 member 1a
Exons: 3
Coding region: 304-738 (144 amino acids)
Biological process (GO): heme transport
Cellular component (GO): lysosomal membrane; plasma membrane
Molecular function (GO): heme binding; heme transmembrane transporter activity
Source: RefSeq, a predicted model, not a curated record